Messenger RNA from Spinacia oleracea (spinach), 519 nucleotides. RefSeq lists its product as uncharacterized. NCBI's taxonomy places the organism in Eukaryota, Viridiplantae, Streptophyta, Magnoliopsida, Caryophyllales, Amaranthaceae. The record is from RefSeq and is a predicted model, not a curated record. The transcript is spliced from 4 exons. The coding region runs from base 22 to 519 and encodes 165 amino acids.
GUUGCAUUGAAACCUUUGUUUAUGAAGGAAAGGACUCCAUGUCGUCUUGCCCUUGAGGAUAAAGUUUCAGGCAACAACAUUGUCGUGGCGGAUGGUAUGGUACAACCCUCAGAUGGUGCAUUGCCCCAACAUUUUACAUCGAUGAAGCCUGGUCACUAUAAAGUCCAAGUUGAUUUUGUUUACGACGGACAUGUUGAUGAUAUUCUUCCGGUACCUACGGGAGAUGGUUUCACUAACUUAGGCGGUGCUCUGGGUAGUUUUGUGCAAUGGCCCAUACACUUAGUGAUUUUCGAAGACGGCGAGGAUUGUACUUCACCUCCUAAAAAGAAGUCCAAGUCUAAUGUUUCUAAAGAGAGGGAUGGUAGCUCCAAGAAAAAGACAACGGUAUUAGCGGCCCAAAAGAAGACAACAGACUUAGCAUCCAAGGAAUUUUCGCAUCCAAAGAAGUCGAAUUCUAAGCCUAAGUCCAACUUAGAGGUGGUGAGUAGUUGUGAUCUUUAUCAUGACUUCAGCGCCUGA